Molecule: messenger RNA, 2742 nt
Organism: Plasmopara halstedii
Lineage: Eukaryota; Oomycota; Peronosporomycetes; Peronosporales; Peronosporaceae
Product: S-M checkpoint control protein CID1 and related nucleotidyltransferases
Exons: 1
Coding region: 1-2742 (913 amino acids)
Biological process (GO): RNA 3'-end processing
Molecular function (GO): nucleotidyltransferase activity
Source: RefSeq, a predicted model, not a curated record
AUGGGGUCCGCUUUAAGUUCCCUUGGUGGUGUGGAACUUGAACAUCAGAACACGAAUGAUUUUGUUCAUUUUGGCUCUUUAGAUUCGAUGAGGGAAGUGAGAAAAACAGUAGUCACGAACAGGAAUGAUUUAGAUUUAUCGAAUUCGAUGCUGAAACUAAAUUUGGGUAAGGAAACGUUUGGUGUGAACGAGCAUGGCUCCAUUGGAGGAAGCGGGGGAUGGAGCGACAAGUCUGCUUCGUUGCGGGAUCAAAUGAAUGCUCAAAUGGCUGCUUUGUAUCAGCAGCCAAUGUCUCGUACGACUGACCGGUUGCUUUCUCCCCACCUACAGCAUCCGCCACAUUAUUCUGAGCUUGAACGUGCGGUUAUUCAAAAUAGCAGGUGUGGUGGUAUGACGGAUCAUAAUAGUCACGAUCAGCACUUGUCGAAAAAGGCCAUGCAGUCAGUAAUAAAUUCGGGCUCAUCUGUUUAUAAUUUAAGCAAUAAUUUGAGUCUCAAGGGUCAAGCUUCUUCUGUAUCUCCGAAUCGAAAAACACAUUCGAGGAGCUCAACCAUGUCGCGUACUCGUCGCUCGCCAGGAAAAUCACCUCAUCUACAUCGUGAUAAUUCUUCACCAAGUUUACUAUCAGGAGGUCCCCACAAUUCGGUCCACGUGUCACCUGAAGUGGCGAAGCCUAACGAUAAUAUCAAGGUGCAAGUGUCGUUGGGUGUGAAAGAAUGUUCCGCAGGUCGCGUUCUUCUUGUCGGACUUUUUCGUCUCGGACAGCCGACUAAUGACAAGCCUAUUUUUGUCAAACAGGUACUCUUUGAAAACAAAUUGCAUCACAAUCACCGCUGUCUGAACACUCGAAUCACAUUUCGCGCACCUCGAUCUCCUGGAGAAUUUGAGUUUCGAGUAUUUGAAGAUAAAAGCGGUCACACCAGUCAUCAUGUGAAUGGGAAGCGUUCGAGUGACGAGCAACACAGUAAAGUCGCUUACUCGAAUGCCACAAUUUCUCGCAGUAACCGAUUGAAAGUGUGUCUCGAAUACAGUCAUUUUAUCGACACAUUACGAGCUACCCACGACAAAUUUCAGCAAGGUGUGGCCAAUGGCGAUGCCGGUUUUGUGCUAAGCGCGCUUCUUGCACUGAUGCGAUUAGUGGAUCAAGUAGAAACCGUCUUUUUGCACGGUCAUGCUCUGCUUGGUGAUAUGAUGGAUGCAUGUCUUCGCUUGCUUGAACGUCCAGCCGAUAACGUUGCGCAGUGGUUUGCAGCUACGGAAACGAUUCCGCUGCCAAUUGAGACGUUCCAUGGCACGAUGUGCAAUGUAUUGAAUGCUGUUGAGGCCAAUAGAUAUGUGAGGGAAUUGAUAGCGGACGACCAGUUAGCGGAGAUUGCGCAUGCACAACGAAAGCGAUUUUGUCAGGUGAGUGGACUUUAUUUUGCAAAUAAAGAUGAACGUUGUGCAUUUUGGCUUGAACACUUUGGCUUUGCAUCAAUUGAUUUUGGUCCGUCAGGCUCAAAGAGCGAUGCUGAGUGUAAGGUGCUACAAACGUCUCCAUUUGUCACGCGUGCAUUAACUCAGUGGGUAGAACAAGAAGCGUCAACGCUUAUACCAGAUCGUACAGCGUUCCGUGCAUCGCGACAGUCAAUUUACAAUCAAGUGCAUUCAAAUGUUAUUGCCAAACUUUCAUUUACUUGCGAAUUGGAUGUAUUUGGAUCUUCAGCAAAUGAAUUUGGCAAUGAAUACAGUGACAUGGAUAUGUGCUUAGUACUUCCAGAUGAUAAUUGUCCAACACUCGAGGAAAAACAGCGCAUGCUUUUGGAAGUUGUCGACCAUUUGGAAGCUCGUCCGGAUCUCUUUGCUUCUGUGGACACGACGCGUCUCACUGCACGUAUUCCAAUCGUCAUGUUUGUCUCGCGUGCUUCUGGUAUCGAGUGCGAUUUGUGCAUGGAAAAUCGACUGGCUCAGCGUAAUACGUCGCUGCUUCGUGCAUAUGCUAGUGCAGAUCCACGGGUGCGCUCGCUGGCGUAUGUGCUUAAGCAUUUCGUCAAGCAGCGACGUAUGAAUUGUGCCGCUGAGGGCACGCUCUCUUCCUACGGAUACUUACUCAUGCUGAUUCAUUUUCUUCAGCGUCAAAAUCCACCUGUUCUGCCUGUUUUACAAAUGCUGCCUCCGAACUGGCCUGAUGAAUCUUGUGACAACUUACCGAGUGUUAUUUGUCGAGGACCGAGCGACGAACUGGAAGGAUUAGCAGAUGGCAUUGAGACGUACUUCUACGACCCUUAUGCUUUUCCUGAACCAAAGGACAAGUUGGCUCUAUUGCGCGGAUACUGUUCGCGCAAUAGGCAGACAGUAGGCGAGUUGAUGCUUAGUUUUUUUCGCUACUAUGGCUUGCAGUUCGAUGCAACGCGUGAUAUUGUCAGUGUCCGUUGUCCAGAUGCUCGCACAAUGACUAAAGAGGAGAAGCGGCAGACUUGUCAAUGGCGUUUUACGACGCGGCUUAGCAUUGAAGAUCCUUUUGAAGUGAGCUACGAUGUGGCCCACGUACUUAAGGGCUCACGAGACAAGUAUAUUCGUCAGCAGUUUGUCCGUGCCUACGUUUUGCUCAUGAAUGGCGCUAUUCAAUCACAUAGCAAAAGUGACAGCAGCCAAAUGGACGACGAGGCGAUAGAGCGCAUCAUGUCGAUUGUCAACGAGCAAGUGGUAGAAGUGCCUUUUUUGCAAGUUCCGCCGCCUUCAAACUCAGUUUCGCCUGUUUAA